GGCUGGUUGAGGCUCAGCAGAAGGUUUUUCCUCAGCGAGGAGGAGACAGCAGCAAAGCUGGAGAUACUGGCUGCCUGAAUGACACUGGGAUUAUCCACUUUAUUCGCAUGAUCCAUAUCACUCAUAUUAUCCAUCUCCGGGCGAGACGCAGGAGUGGGAUCUUUUCAUAGAGAUUAUUAUUUUUCUGUCUGCAUCUCCAGGACAUCAUUCAGUAGAACAUCAGUCGAUGUUCUAGAACGUUGGCUUUUUGUACUUUAAUUGUUACGUGUGCUUUUGUUCUCUUAUUGGUUGAUUCUGGAUUGUGACCUGCUCAGCUCAUUCUAAACCACUGAUCUGCUCGAAAGGAACCUUUGGACGAAAGAGCAAAACAAAAAAAGCUUCAGUGAGUGAAGAAGCACCGCGGAGUUACAAGUUGAGUCUCGGAGGAGAAAGAGAGAGAGGAAAGGAAGGAAAACAGAAAGAGAGCAGCAGUGUGGAGCGGUGAGGAUGGGACUUGGCGCGGGAAAGAAACACGCUCCGUCUUAAACAGUCACCCAUCUGUCCUCAGGGUUUCAGUUCGAGCCUGCUUUCUCACAUUCAUCUCUGGGGAGGAAAACAAAAAAGGGGAAAAAAGAGAAGAGCCCAGUACAGAAGAGGAGGAAAGAGGAAUGAGAGCGAAGACGAAUCGUGGAGACGAGUAGAGCAUAAUAAAAAUCAAAUCUGAACAAAAAUAAGACGUCUAACUGACAAAAAAAAACGCCUUCACGGAUCUCUAGUGCUGGAGUUUCUUAGCACGCGCAGAAAAGAGGAAAGCGCACGUUUAAACACUAGACUUUGUGGUCAAAGCUGUUUUUUAAGGCUUCACAUCUUCAAGCGGAAAGUGAAAGCCUGGUCUGUGUGCGUUAAACUGCGGUGUGAUCUCCAUGCGGGCUCCUCACACUCGCUGUCCAUUCACACACUGACGGGCUGCAGCUUCAGCCAGCAGCGGCUCACUGGGGGCAAAACUAGCCGAGCUAUGAUGGGUUCAAACGUGGACAUGGCGAGAAGGAGCUGGGGCAUGCUGCUCAUGUUCCUGCUGGAUUUAGUCGGAGUGGCGGCGACCAACAUGGAACCCAUCUACUGGAAUUCACUCAACAAAAGGUUUAGUGAUGAUAGGGGCUAUGUCCUGUACCCCCAGAUUGGGGAUCGUCUGGACCUCAUCUGUCCGGCCUCGGACCCUCCUGGACCCCGAGCUCCACCAGAGUACGAGUACUACAAGCUCUACCUGGUGUCCUCACGGGAACAGGCAGACAGGUGUGAGGUGACCGGCACUCCCAACCUGCUCCUGACCUGCGAUAAACCCACCAGUGACAUGCGCUUCACCAUCAAGUUCCAGGAGUAUUCGCCCAAUCUCUGGGGACACGAGUUCAAAACCAUGCAGGACUACUACAUUAUCGCUACGUCGGAUGGCACACGGCAGGGUCUGGAAAGCAUGAGAGGAGGAGUGUGUGCCACACAGGGCAUGAAGGUGGUGCUCAAAGUGGGACAAAAUCCCUACGGAUUGCCUCCGAAGUCUGCCAAGCCUGACCAGACGGGCCGUACCAACACCAGAAACCCAGGUGCCUCUGGAAACACUACAUUUCCCAGAGUUCCCGGCACAGGCGGAGCUCCAGCAGACAGAGAGAACGGCCCCCUCCCGGCCUCCAACAUCGCGGUGAUCGCUGGCGCGGCUGGAGGCUCCGCCUUCCUCCUGCUGGUCACCGCCGUCAUCUGCGUGGUGUGUUACCGGCGGAGACACUCCAAACACUCCGAGUCCCACCACCCUCCGCUCUCUCUCUCCUCUCUCACUUCACCCAAGCGGGGUGGCGGCGGGGGCGGUGGCGGGAACAACAACGGCUCGGAGCCCAGCGACAUCAUCAUCCCGCUGCGGACUUCCGACUCGGCCUACUGCCCACACUAUGAGAAGGUGAGCGGAGACUACGGUCAUCCUGUCUACAUCGUCCAGGAGAUGCCCCCCCAGAGCCCCGCCAACAUCUACUACAAAGUAUGAGGACGUGGGACGCCUUGACUGCCAGCCUACAAUUUAAAAAACCUACACCAUGCCAAUCUCGCCUCCUACCUAAACCAUAACAGUAUGAACCGAUUUCCCCCCCUCUUCUGCAGUCCAGCUGCGGCUGGGCUGCUCUCAAGCCUUUUGACCGUGCACAUAUACACAUAUACACACACACACUCAUAUAUGCGCCUAGACACGCUCGCCCUAAAUCACUGACUUCUGUGAUAAAUGAGGCGUGCGCAUUGAAAGGACUUCAUUUGAAAGCUUCUCGCUCCCUCAGCUAUCGGAGCGAAUAUAAAGCUUUCCUAAAGUUGAUCUCGGAGCGGUAAAAUGGAAAAAGGCUCUGCCGCCCGAGGAGCCUCUUAGAAAUGUUGCCAGAACAUGAACUCUGAAACAAAAGGACUGAAAGUGAACUCUCAACCACUCUGAUGUUACGUGAACUUGCGCUACAAUAACUCAAAGCUAGCAGUUUAGUUUGUUCGUUUGUGUUUGUUACUCCUCUGAUAAAGGGGCGGUCCCAGGGCUGAGCCGGUCGAAGCGCAGCGCUGACCUAACAUGACCACGGGCCCUGCGUUUGAUUGGAGGAGUCGUAGCGG
Molecule: messenger RNA, 2607 nt
Organism: Colossoma macropomum (tambaqui)
Lineage: Eukaryota; Metazoa; Chordata; Actinopteri; Characiformes; Serrasalmidae
Gene: efnb3b
Product: ephrin-B3b
Exons: 5
Coding region: 995-2008 (337 amino acids)
Biological process (GO): ephrin receptor signaling pathway; axon guidance
Cellular component (GO): plasma membrane
Molecular function (GO): ephrin receptor binding
Source: RefSeq, a predicted model, not a curated record